CAAUACAUACAGUUUCUUCGCGAUCGGAGACCUGUUUGGACGGUUUCGCGAAUUGAGAACUCCCUUUGUAAUAGAAUAUAUCUUUAGUUGAGCUUUAUUUUUGUCUUGUUAUAAAUACGAGUUCCUCUUCUUUUUUGUACGUCUUUCUCGCCCACCGAAAAGUGCAUAGGGUUUUUCGGUCGUUAUAUUUGGUCGUCUCUCGUUUUUCGCGCCUGAGACAGAAUACAGUGUGGAAUUUUGAAUAUUAAAGUGAUAUAUAAUAGUGAGAAGCUGUCGUGACUCGGACUCGUGAGUGUGGUCUCGGAGUUCUAAAUUUGGCCCAGAAUUACUUAAAAUUCAAUUUCAUUUACGUGCAAAACCAUCCACCGUCGAGGCGACCGUGUCAUUUCGCUCUAGAAAAUCCGCACCCCGUCCGAGACCAGCUAAAGUGAUUUGUUCGUGGCCUUGAAGUGUGUACUGUGGUGCUACGUGAAAAGAAUCCAAUUGCUCGUGAAAGUUUGUUAUCCGUACGGCUUUUUCGUUUGAAUCACUAGUUUUAUCAGUAACUGAGAAAACCACCGCACUAAAAUGUCCAAGCACGCCUCCCCACUCCACCAAGCCGAGGAAGAGCAGAAAGCAGUGUUUGCGCGAGAAAGGCCACCACCAAUUCCAUUUCGCAAGAUCCUGUACAACUCCCACGAAGGAACCGUUCUCGGCCGUACCGCAGGAUCAUGGGCAAAAAUCGGUACCUUCUACUUCCUGUUCUACUGUGUACUGGCCGCCCUGGUUGCCGUCUGCAUGUGGGUGUUUUUCCAAACCCUAGACCCUAGGACUCCGAAGUGGCAGCUGGAACAGUCGAUUAUCGGAACGAAUCCAGGACUCGGUUUUCGCCCGCUACCCUCCGAGGACAAUGUGGAAAGUACGCUGAUUUGGUACAAAGGUACCGAAGAGAAAAACUACAAACAGUGGACCGAUGCACUGGACACUUUUCUACAAGAUUAUAGGACGCCCGGACAGAUUUCGGGCCGAGGACAGAACAUUUACAACUGUGAUUACACCCAACCACCCCCACCAAGGACAGUAUGUGAUGUGGACAUCAAACAGUAUGGACCAUGUACCCUGGAAAACCAUUACAACUAUCACAAGAGCGCUCCCUGUGUGUUCCUGAAACUGAACAAGAUUUACGGCUGGGUUCCCGCUUUCUACAAUGAUUCAAGCAAACUGCCACACAACAUGCCAAGUGAUCUUUCGGAUUACAUCAAGACUGUAGAGGCUCAAGCCAAGCACACGAUGAACACAGUAUGGGUGUCGUGCACAGGAGAAAAUCCGGCUGAUUUGGAAAACGUCGGUCCAAUCAGCUACUAUCCGCGACGUGGUUUUCCAGGAUAUUACUACCCAUACGAGAACUCAGAAGGAUACCUGAGUCCACUGGUUGCUGUGCAUUUUGAACGACCGAUUCGUGGCAUCAUCAUCAACAUCGAGUGCAAAGCGUGGGCACACAACAUCAUCCACGAUAGACACGAACGUCUUGGAUCCGUGCAUUUUGAGCUUCUGAUUGAUUAAAUAGUAUCCUAAGGGCCAUGCCAUCUGCCACGCGGGCCAAUCUCCUUUCCACAACUACUUUCUUAUGCCUAAACGUUUUUAAUCAGACUCUCAGAUAGGUAGACCACAAUUUUAACUUCGAAUUUUUUGUUUGUCUAUUAUCACAAUGCUAUCAACAAUAUCAAGCCAUUUUUUACAACUUUUACACUCGUGUCAAUGUUUGCAAGUUAGAAUCUACUAGGAAUCGUAGGAUAUAGGAUGAAUUUCGUUAGCUCUUUCAAAAUCAACCAAUUAGGCAAUCUACGACGAUCUUUACUAAACGCAUUAAAAAGCAAGAAAAAAAGACGAUAGAAAGCACAAUUUGUUGUAUGAGGUAAGAUUGUUCUGCUUGUGUUUCAACUAUUGUAAAUAAUAAAUGAAAGUCCAAAGGCCGCUAUUUCACUGAUUCGUUAUGGUGUGAAAUUUUGAGACUUCGAUAGACAUCGGUGAUGAAUAAAUUGCGCGCAAAGAUGGAUUUGGUCAAACAGCUAGUAGACAGGAUACGUGCUCGUUUCCUCAGUUUUUGUACAACUGCCAAUUUAAUGGUUCACCUCUAAAAAUAACAAAAACGAUCGACCGUCGACAGCAAACUCCGGCAAUAGCAGUGCAGUGAGGUGAACUGUAGGGUUUCGCACUGUUAAUGCGAUGAUCUUUUUGAGUAGAUAGCUCAUUUUAGUUGUUGAAACAGUUUUUGGCUCAAUCGCACUACAAGUAAGACCAAGUAAAUGCACGUUACGUUUAUUAAUAUAACGUCUAUAUUUGUAACGAUCACUGUUCAAAUGUGAAACAACAGUUAACACUGGUUCAUCUAUUUACAAUCAAAACAACAAUUAUACUAAACAAACAUACUGGUCGAACAUCCUAUAGAACCGAACAUGAUAGCAACACUAGAUAGUUUUAUUUAAAGAUGGUAGAAAAGUAUUAUAGUAUUAUGCACCGUGGCAAUACGAGUGAAGAACCGACCAAAAGAGAACAAGAAAAGUGCCAACACAGACAACUCAAUCACCUCCCCUGUAUCCGUUUUGUAUGUUCAUUUUAUGGCGAAUAGCCAUAAAAGAUAGGUAGAGUCGAGACAACCACCGCAGUAUAGAACGUUUGUACAAGAUGAGACAGCAAUCCACCAUAAAUUUAUGAUAUAUCAGCACGAGCUAACUUUUUAAAUUUUGCAUUUCAAAUCUCGAUGUUGUACAUUUGUUUUUCUUUUUUAUUCGAUUGUUUCAAACAAACAUUGAUUGAUUUAUUGCGUCCUUGGAAUCUAAAUUCCACGUUUUAUGUAUUUUUAAACAAUAAGUUUCAGAGUAAGUAACUUCUAUAUUUAAUCGGUGUGCUUCGAAAUUUGAUACCAGCUUGUUAGUAGGAAUCAAAAAGUUUUUCUCAGUCUGACAUAAUUGGAUCCACAUCCCUACUCAGUAUGCAGCUCUGUACAUGAUUACUAGAUAAACUAGAAAUAGAA
Topomyia yanbarensis is the source of this 3013-nucleotide messenger RNA. RefSeq names its product sodium/potassium-transporting ATPase subunit beta-2-like. The coding region runs from base 568 to 1542 and encodes 324 amino acids. The record is from RefSeq and is a predicted model, not a curated record. Gene Ontology annotation, biological process: intracellular sodium ion homeostasis; sodium ion export across plasma membrane; potassium ion import across plasma membrane. Gene Ontology annotation, molecular function: ATPase activator activity. The transcript is spliced from 6 exons. Gene Ontology annotation, cellular component: sodium:potassium-exchanging ATPase complex. NCBI's taxonomy places the organism in Eukaryota, Metazoa, Arthropoda, Insecta, Diptera, Culicidae.